AUGCAGCCUCUCAUCUUAAAAGCUACAAUUUUCCUGCCUUAGUGCCUGACCCUCCCAGUGCCUCCUGCUACAGACUGCAAAGGAUUGGACUUUGUUAAGGACAAUUUCCAUUGGUGUUCCCUGACCAAGAAAGAGUGGCCACUCCUUACCCGGGGGAAAGAGAUACAGUUUCCACAGCAGACAUGUGUGAACGGGACAGACCCACAGGAUGAGCAGAUGCUGGCUAAGCUCCACCACCCUCGCUGUGGAAUCACUGAUGUGGCUAACUGCUCUAUCUCCCCAGAACAUUCCAAAUGGAAUAAGCACAAUCUGACCUAUAGUAUUAUCAAUUACCCCAAAGAAGUUAAUCCAGCUAUAGUGAAUGACAUUAUUCAUGAAGCAGUUUCCAUCUGGAGCAAUGUGACCCCCUUGAUCUUCCAUCAAGUGAAGGGUCAAGAUGCAGACAUCAAGCUUUCUUUCUGGGAGUUGGACCAUGGAGAUGGUUGGCCCUUUGAUGGGCCAGCAUACUUAGCCCAUGCUUUUUUACCAAAUCCUGAAACUCCAGGAAUCACCCACUUUGACAAGGGAGAAUAUUGGUCAACUUCAUACAAAGGAUUUAAUCUGCUCCUGGUUGCCAUUCAUGAGCUGGGUCAUCCUCUGGGCCUGUGGCACUCCAAAAGUCGGAACUCCAUAAUGUAUCCCAGAUAUAUGUAUCAGAACCCUAGUACCUUCUACCUUGAUGUUGAAGACAUCCAAAAAAUCCAGCAACUGUAUGGACAAAGAGAUUCAUCUGAAAUGCCCUGA
Molecule: messenger RNA, 783 nt
Organism: Myotis lucifugus (little brown bat)
Lineage: Eukaryota; Metazoa; Chordata; Mammalia; Chiroptera; Vespertilionidae
Gene: MMP26
Product: matrix metallopeptidase 26
Biological process (GO): proteolysis; collagen catabolic process; extracellular matrix organization
Cellular component (GO): extracellular matrix
Molecular function (GO): metalloendopeptidase activity; zinc ion binding
Source: RefSeq, a predicted model, not a curated record